GAAUCAAAAGGUUUCGAGGUUCUCACGUCUGGUUCUUCUUUUUUCCCUAAAAAUUUCCCCUUUUUGUUAGCCUAAAAGUAACAUGUUUGGGUAUUUUUUUGAUGUAGGGUUUCUUUUUAUGGAUUUUUUCUUCCAUCCGUGAAGAAUUUCAAGAUAGCAUUCUUUUAUUCUUUCAAUGUGGUCAUCUCUUUGGGCUCAAUCGGGAUCCAAGCAUUGAAGGAAUCGAAGGUAAAAGGUCUUAUGGCUUGAUUGCCUGCUUUCAUACUUUCUCCAUUGCUCAUCAAAAAGAUUUGAAUGGACACAGGGCUGCCAUGGGUUCCUCAAGAAUCUUCUCAGCCACGUGAGCAUGGAGAAGCCAGUGCUGGUCCUGUUCACCCAUCUAAUCAACCAGAUGGGUGCUGCCAAAUAUGCAGACGUGUCUUCUCAUCCGAUAACGAGAUGGUACAGGGCUUUGAAGCACUAUGUAUAUGCAAUUCAUGCAGAAUCAUGUUUCUUGAUGAUCUCAAUACGACCACAAGGGACUCCCGCCGAAGAAUACGCAGUAGAAAUAGAGCUGGUUAUAUUGGAAGUUCAGAGUCUAUCGAUGACAUCUUUUCACAAGAAUUCUCACAUUUAAUUAACAUGGCAAGGCAGACUCAGCAUAACUUUAUGGUUUCUGAUCAUGGGCUCCACCUGGAUGUUGAUGGUAACACCUUGCAACGAGACCCUAGUCCCUAUUCUGCUCUUAGCUGGUGGCAAAGAAGGCGAAGGGCUUAUUCUGAUAAUGAAAGUGAGGGUUUUGAUAAUGUGGAGUCCCUUUUUGGUGAGAGCGAUACCAAUGCCAGUUUCAGUGGGUAUGGGGCUUUUCAUGGGGAGAGUGAUGGUGUAUCAUACAGUGCUUAUGGGGCAAACUCAGAUGCAUCAUUAGAUGGGCAAAGCUUUGUUGAUAGGGACAUGUUUCUCCACCAUGACGGUAAUAGUCCGGCAGAGAGCGAUACCGACAUUGACCCAAUGCAUGCAGGCCUGGACCAGUGGGAUUCUAAUGUGGAAGAUGAAGAUGGUGAAUGGGUAGAAGCAGAUGGAGAGGAAGAGGCAGUUGAAACUACUGGACAUGAUGGUUGGGCUAGGGGUGCCUUAAGUGCUGAUGAAGCUAAUAAUGGCUCUGGGGAUUGGGAGCUUCGAAUUCCUUCUCCACGAACUCGGUGGAGGAUUCGCCAGAGACUAGAACUAGCAGAUGGUAUUAGAUUGAAUGUCCAACCCUAUGUUCCUAACAUUUCUCGAUUUUUGGAGAGAAAUGAUAUGCCAACUUAUGUUGGGAAUUCUGGAGAUGAUCUUGAUUCAAGAAGCUUUGAAGAACUACUUGAGCACCUUGCUGAAACUGAUAACUCUAGAAGGGGCGCACCUCCAGCCUCUGCAUCUUUUGUUGGCAGUUUGCCUAAGGUAGUAAUUGGUAAGGAGCAUGAGAAGCACGGAAACUUGAUAUGUGCAGUAUGUAAAGAUCCUUUAACCAAAGACACUGAAGCAAAUCAACUUCCCUGUUUGCACCUGUAUCAUCCAUUGUGCAUAUUGCCAUGGUUGAAUUCAAGGAACUCAUGCCCCGUUUGUCGAUAUGAGCUUCCCACUGAUGAUGUGGAAUAUGAAGAAGGAAAGCAAUACAGUGGAAUUGCAGUUCAUGGGCUUCAACAACAGGGCCCGACUGAGGUUGGUCCAUCCAAUAGCUUGGAUGAAACUGAGGGUGGAGAAAGUGGCAAUCUGCAGUUGGGUUUUCUUGACGGUGCUAGAAUAGAAGAUGCUCUGGAAAUUUCAGAUGUUGGCAAUUUAGCUGAUAGUGAUGAUAGGAUUGAGAGGAUGUCUUUGGGUAUUGGCAAUGUGGACCAAGGGCCUCUAAUUAACACAGUUGAUUCUAUUAACCCUUCAACAAGGCAACGUGGAGCAAGGGGGGGAUGGUUCUUUUUAGCAACUGCUCCUAUUGUUAGCAUUGUUGGUAUUGUUCUUGUUUUGUGGUUUGGGAAUCCUCUGACUGAGGGAAGGCUACUCAGGGGUGCUAGACAACGAGACCUUAGGGAAACUUCUGGCAGCUCCUCGAGGGACGUGCAUCAUAUGAAUAGACCUAGGAGAUGGUGGUCACUCUUCUGAGGAAAAAAUUGAUGUUCUAAUUUAUCGUAUUGGGGUGUUGUAGUUUACCCUCUAGCAAAUUUCUAUGCUUCCAUGUAUCUCUUAGGAGAAACAUGGGGAUUUGCUUUUUUGCAUGUGCGUGUUAAUAUAUGUUGCAACCUGAUUUUGAUCAGGAAACUAGCUUUUGUAUCCAGUGUACAAGAGUGAGUUGAUUGUAAUCAAUUUUACUUGACCAUAAUGGAAAGUUGCUUCAAAUCUGUUUGCUUUCUUA
Messenger RNA from Amborella trichopoda, 2365 nucleotides. Its product is annotated as RING/U-box superfamily protein. Lineage: Eukaryota; Viridiplantae; Streptophyta; Magnoliopsida; Amborellales; Amborellaceae. Gene Ontology annotation, biological process: protein ubiquitination. The record is from RefSeq and is a predicted model, not a curated record. Gene Ontology annotation, molecular function: ubiquitin protein ligase activity. Gene Ontology annotation, cellular component: cytoplasm.